AUGGAGCCUAGCACAGUCAAAUACGACUAUGUCGAGGAAGUUGAGCGUUUGGACUUUUACGUGCCUGGUGGGUAUCAUCCGACGGCCAUUGGCGAUGAGUUUUGCAAUGCUGAAUCGGCACAACAAACCCACGAGUUACACAUUCUUUCGCAAUUAGCCAAGGCUGACCCUAGCCUUCCUGGGAAGAGCAUUGCUCAGGAUAUCUUCGAUUGUUUCACGUUUUCAGGGCCAAACGGCAUGCAUCGAUGUCUGGUCACAGACUUCGUGAGAAUUAGUAUUAGCGAGGCAAAAAUAGCGGCAGAGCAUCGAAUUCUUCCCCUUCCAGCCGCUCGGGCAAUUGCUGCUCAGCUUAUACUAGGCGUCCGAUUUAUCCAUUCCCAAGGAAUUGUUCAUGGUGAUCUUCAUCUCGGAAAUGUUCUCCUCUCUCUGCCGCCUGAUAUGCAGAAUAUGACCCGCAAAGAGCUCUAUGCAAAGGUAGGCCAACCAACCAUACAGCCUGUCCGUCGUCAGGAUAAAGCCCCCCUUGAAAAUGGAGUUCCUUCAAACGUUGUUGUACCAGCAUGGCUGGGAGGUGCAAGCGAUGAGCUCACGCUUGCAGAUUCUCUCAUCCAAAUUGCAGAUUUUGGAGAAGCUUUCAGCCCACAAAGAGAAAACCACUAUCCUGGGAUCAGCGAGCCUCUUUCCUUUCCAGGAGAUAUAUGGACUCUGGGCUGUAUCAUUUGGGAGCUUUUUGGAUCUACUCCUCCAUUUCAAUCAUUGUUUGGCACCAUGGCUCAGGUCCUAAAGGAGCAUGUUGAAAUGAUCGGUAAGCUACCUGACCCUUGGUGGUCUCAAUGGGAGGCAAGAAGCGAUUUGUUUGACGAUGAUGGGACCAAGAAUGUGAAGGAACAUCUGCAGCAAUAUUAUAUCAACUCUUCUUGGGGCUGGGAUCAGCGCCUAGAAAUGCAGAAUAAUUUCCGAGUGCGCGAGGGAUUUGCCACCCUCCUACCCGAAGAAGACCAGGCUUUUAAUAAGAUGUUGAGAUUAAUGCUAGUUUUCGAGCCCCAAAAGCGAGCGACAAUUGAAGAAGUGGAACAAUCCGAAUGGAUGCAGAAAUGGGGGCUGCCUGAGAUGCAGAAAAUGAAGGAUGCAAUAGAGGCAAAAAAUGCAGAGAAUCUAAAAGCUGCGCCUUCUCACGAAAAGGAAAUCAAUAUUAUAGCAUGA
This is a messenger RNA of Ophidiomyces ophidiicola, 1203 nucleotides long. RefSeq lists its product as uncharacterized. Gene Ontology annotation, molecular function: protein kinase activity; ATP binding. The transcript is spliced from 4 exons. Bases 1 to 1203 code for a protein of 400 amino acids. The record is from RefSeq and is a predicted model, not a curated record. NCBI's taxonomy places the organism in Eukaryota, Fungi, Ascomycota, Eurotiomycetes, Onygenales, Onygenaceae. Gene Ontology annotation, biological process: protein phosphorylation; spliceosomal complex assembly; regulation of mRNA processing.